CUUGCUGUGCAUAAAAUGAAACUGGAAGAGUACCAGUACUCACUACUCCAAUUACGUAUGGCAUGUCACACCACCAAAUUUAAUUUAACUUACAAUUUAUGUCGGUCAAUGGGAACACCUCGUUAGUCUAUCCCGGCACCAAUCUGCCACGCUAUCAUGCCCUCACACACAUACACUCCUAACCGUUAAUCCUCCUUUGGGUUACAAACAAGUUCUAUAUAAUCUUACUGCAGUUUCUAGACCCAUUCAUUAUUAGUCUCCUUUCUUAACUCCCUCAAUAUGACACUACACUUCACUCAUCUUCAUUUUCCUUUAUUACUUCUGAUUAUCUGCCUAUGUAUGAACUCAACCCUUGCAGGGAUAGCCCAUAACUUUUAUCCAUUUUUUGAAGUUGAUGCUGAUGGAACUGUCCACAGGUUUCAAGAGAUCAAGUUUGUCCCUCCAUCAAACAAUCCCAAAACCGGAGUCCAAUCCAAAGACGUUACAAUUUUGCCAGAACAAAACGUAUCAGCCCGACUUUACCUUCCCAAAAUCAGUGAAAAAAAUCAAAAAUUUCCUCUGCUUUUCUACGUUCACGGUGGCGGCUUCUGUACUCAGUCAGCAUUUUCUCCCACAUAUGAUAGUUACCUCCACAGGCUAACUGCUGCAGCUAAUGUAGUUGCAGUAUCAAUUGAUUAUAGACUAGCCCCAGAGCAUCCAAUCCCAUCGUGUUACGAUGAUUCAUGGGCUGUCAUGAAUUGGGCUGCUCAAGGGAAAGAGCCAUGGCUCAAACAACAUGCCAAUUUUUCGCGAGUUUUCUUGGCUGGUGAUAGCGCUGGGGCUAAUAUUGCUCAUAACAUGAUGGUUCGUGCAAGUGAGGAAAGUCAUUUUCUCCCUUCUCUAGUGGGAAUGGCAUUGAUUGAUCCCUACUUUGGUAACGGUAAGCCUGAUGGACUUUUCACAUAUUUAUGCCCAAAAAGUAAUGGGAUUGAUGAUGCAAGAUUCAAUCCGGCAGCUCAUCCGAUGAUGCUGUCGAAGUUGAAUUGCUCCAAGAUUUUAGUUUGUACCGCAGGCAAAGAUUUUUUGAGAGACAGGGCUUGGACUUAUUACGAGACGAUGAAGAAAAGCGGGUGGAAAGGUCAAGUGGGGAUAAAGGAGAUCGAAGGAGAGGGGCAUGUUUUCCAUUUGUUUAACCAAACUUCUGAGAAAGCCAAGGUCUUGAUGAAAUCGCUGGUCGAGUUCUUGGUCUAAUGCUAUAGUAAUUAAUUCUUGGCUAUCUGAUAGAAUUCAGGAUUUAGAGUUAGUGAAUGUAGAAUCAGUUUAAUCAUAUUUGUAAUCCUUUUAUAAUUGAUGUUUCUGGCUUUCUCCAUAUGUAUACAUAAUUCAAGCUGAUAGUAAUGAGUUCAGUUGAAUCC
Lycium ferocissimum is the source of this 1394-nucleotide messenger RNA. RefSeq names its product probable carboxylesterase 13. The transcript has a single exon. The record is from RefSeq and is a predicted model, not a curated record. The coding region runs from base 280 to 1230 and encodes 316 amino acids. NCBI's taxonomy places the organism in Eukaryota, Viridiplantae, Streptophyta, Magnoliopsida, Solanales, Solanaceae. Gene Ontology annotation, molecular function: hydrolase activity.